Molecule: messenger RNA, 3786 nt
Organism: Prorocentrum cordatum
Lineage: Eukaryota; Dinophyceae; Prorocentrales; Prorocentraceae
Source: the annotation of a GenBank genome assembly
AUGGCCGUGGAGGCCGGCAGGAGGCUGCUCGUGCAGUGGGGGGAUGGGCAGGACUGGCAGGCCCGCGUCGCCAUCGCUCCCGCCACCGCCGCCGAUCUGCAGGCCAUCAUGGAAGUUCAAGCGACUCCCGAACAGAUAGCAGCAGGGAAGAUAUGGUGGUGCGGGACCCCGGACGGCGACGCCUACCCUCACUGCCUGGACGUGGGCCCGCUCAGCGGGUUGAUCCUGUGCGACGACGAGGGCCGGCCCGAUCGGGCGACGCUCCUCGGCACACGAUUCACCAACCGCACGCGCGUGUAUGGCUCGGACUGGAGCGCCACGCCGCUGGAGUUCGCCAAGAUGAUCAAGCUGUGCAUCGGCGACCAGUGGCUGGAGCCCCGGCUGGCAGUAGUGGCAGCUGGGGGUGAAGCGGUGGCGAAUCUGAUUGAGGUCGGAUCGCGGGUUCUACCGCCCCCGACCCCCGACGGCUGGCAGGUCGUCUGGAGCACGGGCGGCACCCCGCGCAAGACUCUGCUGGGCAACCUGAACGUUGACGAGUUCGCUGUCUGUGACGUGGGUGCGCUCGCCGUGAAGGGCUCAGAGGUGCUGCUGCUGCGGAGGAGCUCAGGUGUCGAUGAUGACUUGGACUCGGACGCCCGCGUGCUCAGCAUCGUCCAGAGCCCGAGUGGUGAGCGACGGCGCCCAUUCAAGGAUAGUGUGAGAGAGAUGACGGAGACAAGCUGGCCGGCGUGGCCGAUCCUCGGCCCCAGGACCGCCCGGUGGUGUCUCGACUUCAUCGCUGAGCAGGACACCCACCCCCGCGCGCGACACACGAAAUGGAGACAUGAAGCGGGGGUGGGUGGUCAGGACAUCGGUUGUCAGGACCAUGAGCUGGCGAUGAGAAUGAUAGAGCUCGCCGUGGUGUACGACCAGCUCAACAUCACAGAGCUAGCGAGUUUCGAGCUGCUCUUGAGGAGGGCGCAGCUCGCGGAGAUGCGGUAUCGCGACAAGAUCCUGGGGAAGCACGGCGGUGACGAGUUCGCGGAGGAUGAGUUCUUGUACAUGGGGACCGGCCUCACGCGUGGGCUGGUGAUGGGGUUGCAGCAGAAGGUGAACGCCCAGGCCGCCGAGAUCCGCAGCCGAGCUGCGAGGAGCCGCCUCCGCAAGAAGGAGCACCUCCACGCCUGGACGCAGGAAGUUCUGGUUUCAAUUAAUGAGCUGUAUGGCCACGGGUCGCUGCCCGCCGACGGCAAGUCUUCGCUCGCGCAGGAGUGCGGGCUGGAGCAUGUCAGGCGCGUGGUGGAGGACGCCGGGCCACCGCCAGCUUGCACCGCCGCGGCAGCCCACCGAGAGCUGUGCGGACCUGGGCACGGCUACGUCUUCGAGCCGGAGCACAUUGCGUCCUACGACCGGUCCCUGGUCUCUCUGCCGAAGGGGGGCGGCCUCGCUGAUGGGAGCCGCAUCCUGGAGGGAGAAGCUUUGCAGCAAUGGGUAGGAUGGAGGCAGCUGUUGAAGCGACAGCCCGAGGGCGGCAGCCAGGCGCCCAAGCCCCACUACGACGGCAAGUUUCGUUCCCGAUCUACCCGCGCCCAGUUCGUCGGCGACCUGUUGGAUGCCGGCGCGGUCUCCCUGACGCAGCAGCGGGAGGAGACGGUGGGCGCCUUCUUUGUGCACAAAUCGAAUGGUAUGCAGCGCUUAAUUAUUGACCCUCGGCGUGUCAAUGACUUGUUUGAAGCUCCAGCGCACACAGUGCUCCCGACAGCGGGGGCUUGGUCAGCGUUGGAGGUCCCCAUGGGCCAGGAGUUGCACCUCGCCCAGGCCGACGUGGACAGCGCGUUCUACAGGAUCGGCUUGCCGCGGGGGGCGCAGGAGAUGUUCGUUUUGAGAGCUGUCCACCUUCCCACCCUGCUGAAGCUGAGGCCUGACCUGUCAGACCAGCUGCCGCCAGGGAUCGAGGCGUGGGCGUCACCUUGCCUAGAGGUGCUUCCCAUGGGGUGGACAUGGAGUCUCUACUUUUGCCAAUGCAUGGUGAUGGCUGGUGUUCAGGCCGCUGGCUUCGCCCUGUCCGACUUCAUCCAGGAUCGCCGUGCAGCCCCUUCGGUGACGGACCGCAGCCGUGUGGCCGUCUACGUGGACGGAGUUGCUGUGGUGGGGCUGGAGGCUAACCUGGUGACCUCCGACUGCGAGCGGGUCGCCGCGAAGCUGGAGGCGCUGGGUCUGAAGUGCAAGGGCGUGGAGGCGGCUGGCUCGGACACCACCUUCACGGGCCUGAGCUUCGAGGUGGCCUCUGGCAAGAUACGGCUUUCUCGGUCGCGGACGUGGAAGUUGAGGCUGGCCCUCCUGCACGCGGCCUCCCGCGGGUGGGCCUCGGGAGUGGAGACUCUGGCCCUGCUGCGGCGUGCCGCGGCCUUGGUGUGCUUCGCGUUCGUGGACGCCAAGCGGCCCUACAGCACGGUCGUGACCGCGUCCGACGCUUCGGGGGCCAGCCGCUACGACUUCGGCGGGUACGGCGUGAUGGAGACGGACUGGGACCUGGAGAGCGUGAGGGCCGCGGCCGGCCAGGCCGAGAAGUGGCGGUGGUGUGUCUCAGAUGCCAUCGCUGCUCGCGCCCAGACGCUCGGCCUGCCGCAGGUCGUUGGCUUCGUCAUGAGAACAUCCUGCGUACUGAGGGGCGAGGGGUUGUACUGGGGCUUCGGCAUCGUCUACGUUCCCGGGCGUCCCAGGGAGCUCGUCACUUGCGGGGCAGAGGCGGCCGGCCUCUGCGGCCUCGGGGACACCUGGCUGGACGAGCCUGCGGCGGCCUUCGGUCGGCGGGUCGAGCCAGCCCAGUCGCCACCCAGUGGAGCUGCCGAGGAGGCGGCGGCCGCGGGCCUGGGCUACAUGCAGGCAUCGCGGGCACAGCCGCAGACGGUGGCCUACUACCGGGUCAUCCUGAGCGAGUUCGAGAGGUGGGCCGAGGAGCAGGACCUCAAGUUGGAGACGCCGGAGGAGAUGGACCAGGCCCUGUCCGCCCACAUGGACCCGCUCUUCUUCGAGGGCUACAAUCACGAUCAAGGAGAAAAGUUGAUAGCAGCCGUCAAGUACUACGACGUGCACGGGGUGUAUCAGUCCGUGGAGGCGCUGCCCAGGGCCCGCGCAGCCUUGAGGGGCUUCCGCAAGCGGGCCCCGGGCCAGUCGCGGGCGCCCCUGCCGCGGCCAGGGCUGGCGGCUCUGGUGGGCGCUGCGCUGUUCUUGGGGAUGCAGGAGCUGGCAAUGGCCUUGGAGGUGGCGUGGUGCGCCUACCUUCGGCUCCCCAGCGACUUGAUCUCCAUGACCGGCUCUUCGCUCAUCCCGCCCCAGCGGUCCACGGGGGUGUCUCACUGGGCGCUGCUCCUGUACCACGAGGAGAAGCAGCCCAGGAGCAAGACCGGCCACUGGGACGAGGGUUGCCUGCUGGACAGCGACAGGGUGACGGCGAUGGGGCCGCUGCUGCAGGCGCUGGUACGUCGUGCCGGACCGAGUCAGCCGUUGUGGUCCUUCUCAGCCGCGCAAUUCCGAGUGCUGUUCCGCAAGGUGGCGCAGUUGGCUGGCCUCCCGGACUUGAACCCCUACCAGGUGCGCCACGGAGCCGCCAGCGCCGACGCUCUCCACCAGAAUCGAGACAUGAAGACCAUCCAGGAGAGGCUGAGGCAUGCUCAGGAGUCGUCAACACGACGGUACAAAAAGCACACGAGGUAUCUCCGCGAGUUAGACCAGCUGGCGGCCGACACGAAGCAGUACGGAGACUACGUGGAUGCCAACUUCGAGGCGCUGAUCAGCAAGCGCAAG